CCCGGGCUCGGGGCGGUGGGAGUCGGGGGCCCACCGCCGGGGCGCCGGGGCCAUGGCGCUGCGCGCUCGGGCGCUGUACGACUUCAGGUCGGAGAACCCGGGCGAGAUCUCGCUGCGGGAGCACGAGGUGCUGAGCCUGUGCAGCGAGCAGGACAUCGAGGGCUGGCUGGAGGGCGUCAACAGCCGCGGCGAUCGCGGCCUCUUCCCGGCCUCGUACGUGCAGGUGAUCCGUGGCCCCGAGCCCGGCCCGGCGGGCGACGGCGGUGCGGGAGCCCCGGCCCGCUACGCCAACGUGCCGCCCGGCGGCUUCGAGCCCCUGCCUGCCGCGCCGCCCGCCUCCUUCAAGCCUCCGCCCGACGCCUUCCAGCCGCUGCUGCAGUCGCAGCAGACGCCGCCGCCGAGCACCUUCCAGCCGCCCGGCGCGGGCUUCCCUUACGGCGGGGGCGCUCUGCAGCCGUCGCCCCAGCAGCUCUACGGUGGGGGCGGAGGCUAUCAGGCCAGCCAGGGUAGCGACGAUGACUGGGACGACGAGUGGGACGACACUUCCACGGUGGCCGACGAGCCGGGCGCGCUGGGCAGCGGCGCGUACCCGGACUUCGACGGCUCGUCGUCGGGGGCCGGCGGCGCGGCAGGUCGCUACCGCCUGUCCACGCGCUCGGAUCUGUCUCUGGGCUCUCGCCGCAGCACAGCGCCGACGCACCACCCGCAGCACCACCCGUCGGGGGCCAAGAGCUCGGCCACUGUGAGCCGCAACCUCAACCGCUUCUCCACCUUCGUCAAGUCUGGCGGGGAGGCUUUCGUGCUGGGCGAGGCGUCGGGCUUCGUCAAGGACGGGGACAAACUGUGCGUGGUUCUGGGACCCUAUGGUCCCGAGUGGCAGGAGAACCCCUACCCCUUCCAGUGCACCAUUGACGACCCCACGAAGCAGACCAAGUUCAAGGGCAUGAAGAGCUACAUCUCCUACAAGCUGGUGCCCACGCACACGCAGGUACCGGUACACCGGCGCUACAAGCACUUCGACUGGCUCUACGCGCGCUUGGCCGAGAAGUUCCCGGUCAUCUCCGUUCCCCACCUGCCCGAGAAGCAGGCCACCGGCCGCUUCGAGGAGGACUUCAUCUCCAAGCGCCGGAAGGGGCUCAUCUGGUGGAUGAACCACAUGGCCAGCCACCCGGUGCUGGCGCAGUGCGACGUCUUCCAGCACUUCCUAACGUGUCCCAGCAGCACUGACGAGAAGGCCUGGAAACAAGGCAAGAGGAAGGCAGAGAAGGACGAGAUGGUGGGGGCCAACUUCUUCCUGACUCUCAGCACGCCCCCCGCCGCCGCCCUCGACCUGCAAGAAGUGGAGAGCAAGAUCGACGGCUUCAAGAGCUUCACCAAGAAGAUGGACGAUAGCGCGCUGCAGCUCAACCACACGGCCAAUGAGUUUGCGCGCAAGCAGGUGACCGGCUUCAAGAAGGAGUAUCAGAAGGUGGGCCAGUCCUUCCGUGGCCUCAGCCAGGCCUUCGAACUGGACCAGCAGGCCUUCUCGGCCGGCCUGAACCAGGCCAUCGCCUUCACCGGGGAUGCCUACGACGCCAUCGGCGAGCUGUUCGCCGACCAGCCCAGGCAGGACCUGGACCCGGUCAUGGACCUGUUAGCGCUGUAUCAGGGGCACCUGGCCAACUUCCCGGACAUCAUCCAUGUUCAGAAAGGGGCUCUUACCAAAGUAAAGGAGAGUAGGCGACACGUGGAGGAAGGAAAGAUGGAGGUCCAGAAGGCAGACGGCAUUCAGGAUCGCUGUAACACUAUUUCUUUUGCCACUUUGGCUGAAAUUCACCACUUCCAUCAAAUUCGAGUAAGAGACUUUAAAUCACAGAUGCAGCAUUUCUUACAACAACAAAUAAUAUUUUUCCAAAAAGUGACCCAGAAGUUGGAAGAAGCUCUUCACAAAUAUGAUAGUGUUUAAUGACUAAAUAUUGGAUGGUGGACUUUUUUCAGUUCAAGGAUAAUCUCUACAGCAGAACAAAAACUGCUAUCAAAGAGCUAUUGCCAACCAUCAGUGGUGGUACAAGGAUGGUUUUGUGUUCAACUGAAACCCAGCUGAAUAUAUAAUUCUGUAGGAAAGAAACAGUUAAUAGGUUAUGUAAUAGAAACAGUACCACACAUUGUAACUAAAUUAUACUAUGUAUGCCUACACUACCAUUGUAACUUUUGGAACAAUGAUUAUACUAUUUGCCUUAUUGCUUUUUGAAGUAUGGGUAUUUUAGUGCAUACUUUGUAGACCUCAAAACCCAUGAAGGGUCUCAAAGAAGCUGGCGGGAUAAAAGCCAGCUGUGGAUGCCUUUUUACUCUCAUAAAUUGGGAUUACCUAAAUUCAACCUAUUCUCUGUUUACAAACUCCAACUAGAGCAGCUAUGCGACUUUGUGCCUUUAGACUCUUGGUUUUUCAUUUCUUCCUCCCUCCCUCCCUUUUUUUUUUGUUUUUUUUGUUUUAAGUAAACCACAGCUUGUAUGAUUGAAAGAGUGAAAGGCCAGUGCAUAGAAUGACAAACUGACGGUAACCUUGCAUUGGCCAGGGUGGGGAGGUGGAGUGGGGCAGGGGGUGGGGAGGACCAGAUGUCAUCAAUUUGCACAGCGAGUGUUAUCUCCUGAUAAAAUGCUGGCGAGAGCAGAGGAGGGACUCGAUGCUCAUCUUGUGUAUGAAGUCUGUCUACUAGGGAAGAAAAUGGUGCCACUAUAUUCCCUUAGAUGCUACGGUAGCAUAAACCUCUUCACUCAAGUGUCCUGCAAACUUGGCGUGAAGAUUUAAGCGAACAUGUCUUAUGAAAUGGAGAAGAGGAGUCUGAUCAAUCAGGGGAUACAAGUACAGAAUCAGUGACAACAACAUUGGGGCUUUAGUUCUUAGGGGUUUUUUGUUGUUGUUAUUUUCUUUUUUUUUUAGCUUGAAGAUCUUCUUUUCCUAUUCAGUGUGAUGAUUUUUUUUUUUUUUUUAAUCGAUCUACACUGUUAACUGAUUGAGACUCCACUGUGAUUCACUUGUUUACUUAAUCAAAACCUUUCAGGGAUGUCUGUAAAAUUCAGUGUUACACGUUAUGAAAAGUAGUGUUGGUUGAGGGACCAGAAAUAAUUUCUACUAUUCCAGAUACUGAAGGAAAAAUAUAAUUGACACUGCAUUAAAAAAAAAAAAAAAGAUAUUGAUAAGCUCCCAGGA
Molecule: messenger RNA, 3190 nt
Organism: Loxodonta africana (African savanna elephant)
Lineage: Eukaryota; Metazoa; Chordata; Mammalia; Proboscidea; Elephantidae
Gene: SNX18
Product: sorting nexin 18
Exons: 2
Coding region: 53-1945 (630 amino acids)
Biological process (GO): cleavage furrow formation; endocytosis; endosomal transport
Cellular component (GO): plasma membrane; cytoplasmic vesicle
Molecular function (GO): phosphatidylinositol binding; protein binding
Source: RefSeq, a predicted model, not a curated record